Messenger RNA from Microthlaspi erraticum, 2619 nucleotides. The record is from the annotation of a GenBank genome assembly. NCBI's taxonomy places the organism in Eukaryota, Viridiplantae, Streptophyta, Magnoliopsida, Brassicales, Brassicaceae.
AUGGGAAGUUUUCCGUCUUGCCAACUUUCUUGUGAUGAAUCGGUGAAUCGUAUCUUUAGAUGCUUACGUGGUAAAGGUUAUAUUCGAAACCUCAAUGAUAAUCUCAAGCGUCUGCAGAGGGAAAUGGAAGAUCUCAAAGCAACUCAACAAGAGGUGAAGAAUAGGCUUGCAAGAGAGGAGGCAGAGCAUCGACAAAGGCUUGAAUCUGUCAGGGUAUGGCUUACACGUGUGGACAGCCUCGUUACUCACGUCAAUGAUCUGGUUAGUACUAGUCCCAAUCAGCUUGAGAAGUUGUGUCUUUGCGGUUUAUGUUCGAAAAAUGUCUGUUCAAGCUACAAAUAUGGGAAAAAUGUAUUCUUGUUGUUGGAAGAGGUUAAGGUUCUCAAAUCGGAGGGUAAUUUUGAAGUGGUAUCUGAGCCGACAACAAGAUUUGAAGUGGAGGAGAGGCAUACUGAGCCUACGAUUGGUCAAGAACAAAUGCUAGAUACAGCAUGGAAACGCCUUAUGGAAGAUGGAGUGGAAUUCAUGGGUCUGCACGGUAUGGGUGGUGUAGGCAAAACUACACUUUUCAAUAAAAUCCAUAAUAGGUUCGCUGAAAUGCCUGGUGGGUUUGAUGUUGUGAUUUGGGUCGUGGUGUCUCAAGGCGUGGAGAUUUCAAAGCUUCAAGAGGAUAUUGCAAAAAAACUGAAUCUUUGUGAUGAGGGGUGGAACAAACAAAAUGAAAGUGAUAAGGCUGCAAAGAUACACCGAGUUUUAAAUGGGAAGAGAUUUGUAUUGAUGCUAGAUGAUAUAUGGGAAAAAGUGGAUUUAAUUACCAUCGGAGUUCCAUUUCCAACAAGGGAAAAUGGAUGCAAGGUAGCUUUCACCACUCGUUCUCAGGAAGUAUGUGGGCGUAUGGGGGAUCAUGAACCCAUGGAAGUCAAGUGUUUGGAGUGGAACGAAGCAUGGGAGUUGUUUACAAAAAUAAUCGGAGACAAUACAUUAAGAAGAAAUCCCAACAUUGUCGAGCCAGCACAAAAGGUUGCUAAAAAAUGCCAUGGUCUGCCACUAGCGCUCAAUGUCAUUGGUGAGACAAUGGCAUCUAAAACUAUGGUACAAGAAUGGGAGCAUGCAAUUGAUGUUUUGACAAGAUCCGCUGCAGAGUUUCCUGACAUGGAAAAUAAAAUUCUUCCAAUUCUGAAGUACAGCUACGAUAGCUUAGCAGAUGAACAUAUCAAGUCAUGUUUCUUGUAUUGUGCUCUAUUUGCGGAAGACGAUGAGAUAGAUAAAGAAAGGUUGAUAAACUACUGGAUAUGCGAAGGUUUCAUUGGGGAACACCAAGUUGUAAAAAGAGCAAUGAAUAAGGGUUAUGUGAUACUCGGUACUCUUAUCCGUGCAAAUUUACUGUCAGAGGGUGGUAUAGACAGUGCUGUGAAAAUGCAUGAUGUUGUUCGCGAACUGGCUCUAUGGAUUGCAUCCUCUUUUGGGAAAGAGAAAGAGACUUAUGUUGUGAAAGCAAGAGUUGGAUUAUGUGAAACACCACAAGUCAAGGAUUGGGGAGCUGUGAGAAGGAUGUCAUUAAUGGACAAUAAUAUUGAAAAGAUUACACGCGGUUCCAAGUGUACUGAACUUACAACUCUACUCCUCCAGUCUAAUAAUUUGAAGAACCUCUCAGGUGAAUUCAUCCAGUCUAUGCAAAAGCUAGUGGUUUUGGAUCUAUCAUUUAAUCGCAACUUCAAUAAGCUACCAGAGGAAAUAUCAAAACUGGUAUCCUUGCAGUAUCUUGACUUGUCGCAUUCAAGUAUAGGUCGAAUGCCUGUUGGUUUCCUGGAGUUGAAAAAGCUAAUUCAUCUGGAUUUGACUUUUGCAAGGGAACUUUGUAGUGUGGGUAGGAUAUCAAAGUUGUCGAGUUUAAGAAUUUUGAAACUACUAAUGUCUAAAGCUUGUGGAGAUGUUAUUUUGUUGGAGGAGCUGCAGCUCUUGGAGCACCUACAAGUUCUAACCAUAACAAUAUCUACAAAGUCUGGUUUGGAGCAUAUAUUGGGUGAUCCAAGAUUGGCAAACUGCAUUUAUUCUCUUAAUAUAUCCGGUUUUGAAUAUGGAUUCAAUAUAUUAUCGCUGAUGAGUAUGGGGAAUCUCAGUGAGCUCUGGGUGGAAAAAAGUCAUGUCACGGAGAUUGAUACAAAUCUGAAGUACAGAGAAAGCCCAUGCUUUGCCAACCUCUCCAUGGUGUGUGUAAUGCACUGCAACAACAAUAAAGAUCUGACGUGGCUACUGUUUGCUCCAAACCUUGUCACGCUGUACAUUUUAUAUUCAGAAGAAGUGGAAGAAAUUAUAAACAAAGAGAAAACAACCAAUCUUACAGGUAUUAUUACACCAUUUCAAAAACUAGAAAGUUUAAGGUUGUGUGAUCUGCCUAAGCUGGAGAGUAUCUACUGGAGUCCUCUUUCCUUUCCAUUAUUGGGGUAUAUAGCCGCAGAUUACUGUCCUAAGCUAAGAAAGCUUCCCUUGAUAGCUACAAGUGGCAAACAAGUUGGCGAGUUUAAGAUAACAAUGCAUCCUCAAGAACAGAUUACUAACCUUGAAUGGGAGGACGAAGAUACCAAAAAUCGUUUCUUGCCUUUGUUCAGUAAGGGUUAA